AUGGAAGCCUUCAUCGAAGCGGCAAGGCAGGCCGUAACGGUAGCCGCAGUAGACUUCGGUCCCGUCCAACAGCUGGCUGAAGACGCAGCCAAGGGCGUUGCUGAUGGUGAAGCACUAAGAGAAACCAUCACAACAUUAGUCGACACGUACAGCGCAGCCGAUAGCUCACAGGUGGUGCUGCAGUGCUCUCUGAUGAAAGCUAUCGGGAGUAUUCUAUGUGCCACAGCAUCAAACAUUGGGGGCAGUAAUUGCCAACUUGCGGUGGAUGAUUAUAUUCUUCUUGCGCUCUUUUUUAACGAGAUAUCAACGGUAGGUGACGUUCAGUUGUUUUCGCUUCUGACAGAAGCCGUGACAGCUCUCUUCCGGCAGACGGCUGCAGUGGCUUUUAAAUCAGCUCUGUCGCCAAGCAGUAAUGAGACCGAAGAUUGCUCAUCCAUCACAUCGCUACGUGGGGAAUUGCAGUCCCUCCGGCUCGUUAUGGCGAAGCGGCUCGUUGGUCCUUCUAACGCUUCCGAAUUCGUAAGUAAACAACAUCAACGCCACGACACCGCCAUGCAGCUGAAGGUGAUAGAUUGUCUGCGUGUCUUGCUUCUCUCGCUUCUGGAAGUAUCCAAUAGUGAGGACGCGACAUUAGCAGCGGUUAAGGAAAUGCAGAAAGGCGGAACAGGCAAUGAAGCUGCCCUGCAGGCGGCGCGCCAGGUCGUUGAAGGGUUGUUUUUGCCCCUUUCCACUGCAGUGGACGCCCUCCGUCCUCAUGUGACCAAUAGCAGCAGUGGCAAGGGAAGGUUGUUGGUUACACCGCAACCAAAUGGUGCACAUGGCACGGCCGUUUCGCCACUAGUGCUGGUAAGCACUUUUCGUGUAGUAGAGGAGCUACUGUGGCAUUGUGCUGGACGCGGAACUGAUGACUCGAUUGUUGUCGUUGGGCGUUUCGCAGCGAACCGCUUGCUGACGGCCGUACAGCAAUAUUUAGUGCUCCAACAACAAAAAUCUGUAGAGUCCACAGGAACCGAAUCACAGGAAAAACCGGCGGCAGCGUUUGAUGUGCUUCGCGCUGCUGGACCUCAGCGCGCUAUUCGCCGGCUGCUUUCAGUGGUCCACCGGCAACUGCCUGUGUUCCCCUCGAUUGAAAGUGCGGUGACAGCGGCCAUUGGUGUCUUUGGUGGGCAAUUGGAUGUUGACGACCCACUCAAACUUACGAAUUUGCAACAAGACGGAGUCGGUGCUGAGAAUGGUUGUAAUAAUGCAACUGACGUUAGCGGCGAUAACCGCAUUUGUGCUGCUAAAUGGGAAGAGGCACCGUCCUCGUCAGCAACCUCGAGGCUGCGUGAGUGUGAGCAGAUAUUACCUGCGCCCAGCAGUGAUGCAGUAGUUAAUGAAGGCGCAGCGGCUGACUUUGAUGACCCAACGCUUAUGGAAGAUGGUGCCGAUGGAGGGCCACGGGAGACGCUCCUUAAGAGUACUGUCGGGCCCCUCCCGGCGAACGCUCUCGUAGAGAUGGUGUUCUUGAGUAUCUCACGCCUUGACAUUAUUAAUGAGCAGGGAAUUCAGUUGCUGCACAUGCAGGGACUUCAACAGCAACAGUAUGAAGCAGUACGACGAGCACAAAGGGCAGAACUACAGCGACUUCGUCGUAUUGAACAGCAGGGUGUGGAAAAUAUUCCCGUCGGCAGGUUGUUGGAGCACUUGAAGGAAAGCACGGCAAUGUACGCAGCUGGUGCACAAUUGCUCAGCAAUGAGUCCGGUCUUGCCACAAUGCAGCGCGCCGCUCUUUUCUCGUUACUUGACGCAUACGAUCUGUUGGUGGAUGCGCAAGAGGGUCGUGUGCGAGAGGCCCAAGCACUCAUUGCCCGUACAAUCGCUCAGAUGCCCUCGUCGAUGAUGGAUUCUGCGCUAGAUGCCGUCUGCGCCCGCUUGAAAAAAGAACUGGCUGCGGCGAGUAGUUUUCAAAAGACGAGAGGAGGGAGCCCAGUAGCGAAGGUUCCACCACUUACAUCGGCGUACCAGCUAGCCCUUCAGGUACUCUUCAUGCUAUACUCAGCACAGGCACCGGUGCAUGAACAUGACGGCAAGGCGCUGAUGUUUGCGGUUUCCCCCUCUUCUGCCUUUGCUAACAUGGGGGGUGAGGUGCAGCUACAGUCACGUGCAGUUCUCACUAUUGAUACGGAAAACCCAGUUGACUGGCUGCAGGCACCGGAUAUGCAAAGUUCGCUAACUGACCGCAAGCGGCCACGUGACGAUGGUAGCUCGUUUGGCGGAAACGAUCUCGACUCUUUCCACCGUGAGGGCGUAAGUGGUAGUGAAGAGGCACAGUCGGCAACGGAUGGUCCUUCGCGCUUCUUCCGUGAGGACUCUAUACAAAACCCUUGUGUGUAUAGCCACUUUCUCUGCCGCAUGAUGGAGGUGCUGACGGAAGGCGAGAUGCCAGUGUUGCUUCUCGACUUGCUGUUGCAGUGCCCUCGCAUUACUCGCUAUGUUUGGCACUAUUUGCACAAACACUAUUGUCUUUCGCCGGAAAAGGCACGUUGCCUGCUGGGAAUGUGGCUUCUAAAAAGUGUCGCCGCGCGCCGCGCAGUUUGUCGACGCUACGCCCUAAACAGCCUUCUCUACAUGACUACAUCGAGGAGUGAGUAUCCACGUCGCCUCGCAGUGAAACAAUUAGGUGCUCUACUGGCCUCAUCCGCCGGGCUGGACGGCCGGCGCGUGAUUGACGAUAAUGUGGAGACCCUUCUUGUGCGGCACGCCAAGCGGCAAAUAGCCGCCAUACCAGUCACUAGGCUCCCAACAGCAGUUACGUCUUCAGGGAGUGCUGUGGCGAAACAGGAAGAAGGAGAAACGACCAUGACGGGAGGUGAUGCGGCGGAAACUCGAGCGAAGGAGUUACAGAAGCUGACCGAAGCACUGGACCGCCAUCUUGGGCCAUUCCUUAUGUUGUGUGCCCGGCAACCGCGCGAGCUCAUUCCAGCACUUCUUGACGUGUUUAAAGAGUGCGUCGAACGGCAAAACACCGCCAUGGUCCAAUUGCUUGCUGAUCAUGUAGACGUGCGCCGCAUGUGUCAGCGGCUCUUUCAAACGGACGCCCUCUCCUUCAUGUCGAAUGUGAUGCCGUAUCUCCGUCGGUACAGCAACAGUGCCACGAUGCUUGUUCAGAGGAUAUUGUGGGCGGUUAGUGCUGAGCUACGGUCGAUGGGGAAAGGUGGUGAGGUAUCAGCAGCGGAUCUGGAGGGAAUAGCCGCAGCUCUGCUCGGCCACGCACGUGUGAUGUAUGAAAAUAGCGAAAUACCUUUCGUAUAUCACAGUGCUCUCGCGAGCAACGGCGAGCCCGCUGACGUGGUAAACGUGCAGGAAUCGCCUGCGUCCCUUCACGACGUGCGGUUCAUUGCCCCUUUUAUGAGUCUCAUUCCGAUGGAGGAGCUUAAGAGGACUUACCUCCGUUCGUUUCUGCACUUUGUGGAACAACAGCUCCAGCAACGGGCCGAGGAAACAAUGGACAAUGACACGGCACCAGAGUCGAUGCGCAUGAGCGAGGAGGAAAUGUCUCGGCUCAUUCGCGAUGUUGCACAAGAAGUCCUUGUCCGCUCACCAGUGCAGUUUAGUGACGGCUCCCCACGCGGGGUUUCGCGUGUGGAUCUUCUUGUUUAUUUGCAUCACGCUACACGUGGAGUACGCGAUGGGGAUGCAUAUCAAAGCAAAGCUCAUCAAUCCUCUCCCCACUCAACUGUUGUGGAGACACCAAUGAGGACUCAUGCAGAAACACGUGGCAUUCUCAGUUCCUCCGGCCCCCAGUCUCCUGAUGGCAGUGUGGUUGGUAACAACGCAAAAGCAAGGACAGCGGAAGGCGAAACCUCGCUCAUCGCUGAGAAUCUUCCCCUCAGUGCCCUCACAACGAAAGAGGUGAUUUGUGUGCUGCUAAAACUGCGGCGGACCUUCGACGAGAGCACGACCGAAUACCUCUACGGACCAGCAGAAAUCAAAGGGGCAGUGCGACAGUUAAUGAAGAACACUGGAGCUACAAAAGUUCCCUCACAGUUGAUGGCAACACUGAUUUUCGCCUGCGGUCUCCACCCACCACGCGCGGCCGUGGACCUCGUUCGAUUUGUCCAUCAGGAGGUCUUGCUUCCACUAGCGAAGGACGGAACAUGGGAAAAGGAUGUUCAGCUGUGGCGCGGUGUCCUCCUCUUCGCAGAGAUGCACUACCGUGAGUGCAGCAGCUUCCUCGUAAACCUGCCAGAUCAGGUCCUCAUCGAAGCACUCCGCGUCCGCCCACAACUGUGUGAAUACUUUAGAGAGGAACAUGGAAACAACGCAUACUUUGGUCAUAUUCUCGGUAGUCUAUAA
This is a messenger RNA of Trypanosoma brucei brucei TREU927, 4338 nucleotides long. RefSeq lists its product as hypothetical. Bases 1 to 4338 code for a protein of 1445 amino acids. Lineage: Eukaryota; Euglenozoa; Kinetoplastea; Trypanosomatida; Trypanosomatidae. The transcript has a single exon. Gene Ontology annotation, cellular component: mRNA cleavage and polyadenylation specificity factor complex. The record is from RefSeq and is a predicted model, not a curated record.